Molecule: messenger RNA, 303 nt
Organism: Oppiella nova
Lineage: Eukaryota; Metazoa; Arthropoda; Arachnida; Sarcoptiformes; Oppiidae
Source: the annotation of a GenBank genome assembly
AUGGGAGACCAAAAUGAGGACAAAGUUGUGGACAAUAAAUGCAUUUUCUGUAACAUAUCUAACAAAAUGACAGCAAAUACUCAACUCUUAUAUGAAGAUGACAAUUAUGUGAUCAUCCGAGACAUCCGACCAGUUGUCGAUCACCACUACCUCCUCAUCACUAAAAGCCAUAUAAAAAAUGUCAAACAAAUGAAGACAAGAGAAGGCAUUGAAAUGAUUAAGGAUAUGAAGCGAAUUGGUCUCCAAUUCAUGUCCGACCAGACACUGACCGAUGAGUUGCAGUUGAGGCAAGUGUUCACUUGA